AUGCCGCGUCAUGCCCUCGUAGUCACAGCUCAUCCCGAUGAUGAAUGCAUGUUUUUCGGGCCCGUGAUCCAGACACUAGUGCGCGCAAAUGUGACGGUAUCUGCACUAUGUCUCUCAGAAGGCAAUGCGGAAGGACUAGGAUCGCUACGUCGUCAUGAAUUGUUCGCCAGUUACCAUGCGUUAGGUGUACCGAACGAUCACGUCACAUGCUUAGAUGACCCACAAUUGCCUGAUAGUAUGGAGCUCACAUGGGAUCCUGAGCAUAUCCGACAGCUUCUCCUGUCGUACUUAUCGUAUCGUGAUAUUGAUACCAUCAUCACCUUUGAUCAUCAAGGUGUAUCCCUGCAUCCCAAUCACAAAGCUGUCUACCAUGGCGUGCAAGCCAUGCAAGCACGCUGGCCGGCGGAGCAUGGCUCACGGCCGAAAGUAUGGGCGUUGGUAACGCUGUCAUGGCGGUCAAAGUUUUUGGGCUAUCUAGCCAGCAUGGGGCAGCUUGCUUCAACAUACGACGUGCUGAUCCUUACGCCGUGGGCAACGUAUUGGCAAAGCCUUAUGGCGAUGCGACAGCACGCAUCCCAGCUUGUCUGGUUCAGGUAUUUGUACGUGCUGUGCUCUUCAUACAUGCACGCCAACGCCUUCCGCACCAUGACAUAA
Messenger RNA from Malassezia pachydermatis, 654 nucleotides. RefSeq lists its product as hypothetical. The record is from RefSeq and is a predicted model, not a curated record. Gene Ontology annotation, cellular component: endoplasmic reticulum. The transcript has a single exon. Gene Ontology annotation, molecular function: N-acetylglucosaminylphosphatidylinositol deacetylase activity. Gene Ontology annotation, biological process: GPI anchor biosynthetic process. NCBI's taxonomy places the organism in Eukaryota, Fungi, Basidiomycota, Malasseziomycetes, Malasseziales, Malasseziaceae. Bases 1 to 654 code for a protein of 217 amino acids.